UCACCGACUGCCCAGCGAACUAAGCGGACAAGAGCGCAGGAAAAUGGCGCCAGAUUGGAGGCGCGAAGCACCGGAAGCAUCCGCAUGCCAGCGACCGCGUGCGCGCGAGGGGCGGGGCGCUCGCCUCCCGUGCACCUGCCAGGGCCCUGCCCUCUGCACAAGCCCCGCCCCCAGCCCCACCCACGCGCGACAGGCCGCGGAGCACGCUCGCGCUCUCCUGCGCGUCCGCUCCCUUUGUAGCUACGCACGGUAGGGGAGCGGACCCUGGCGGUUUGCUCCGCUCGGUGGAGGAGAGAUGGGGAGGCGUGGCGCUGGGGCUGAGGUAGGAAGGAGCCCGCCCCUCGACGCCUAACCCUCCCGCGACGCUAGCCCCUGAGUCGUGAUGCGAGCGUGGGUCCUACUCUCCGCGGUGCUCUGGUACCUCACAGGAGUUGGAUGGCAGCGUAAUUCCGAACGCACUGAGAAAGGUUUCAUUUAUGGCAAGCCGGGACACCCAGUGAAAGUAUAUGUAAAAUUACAUCACAACAGCCCAGUCCUUGUCUGUAUGGACUUUAAACGUGCGGAAAAAGAAACAGUGGACCCCACCUAUUUAUGGGUUGGGCCUAAUGAAAAGCCAUUAUCAGGAAGUAAUAGAAUAAAUAUAACUAAUACAGGAAAGCUGACGGUGAAAGACUUUCUGGAGCCUUUGUCUGGACUUUAUACUUGCAGUUUUUCAUAUAAGACUAUCAAAGCAGAAACCCAAGAAGAAAAGGUAGUAAAGCAGAGAUAUGACUUUAUGAUCUUUGCCUAUCGGGAACCUGACUAUUCAUAUCAGAUGGCUGUACGUUUUACCACAAAAUCUUGUGAAGGAAAAUAUAAUGAUCUGCUUUUUCGAGUCCUGAAGAAAAUCUUGGAUAAUUUAAUCUUUGAUUUGUCAUGCCAUAUCAUAGAACCAUCAUAUAAAUGCCAUUUUGUUAAAGUUCCAAAACAUGGCCUCAUUCAUGAGCUAUUUAUAGCCUUUCAAGUUAAUCCUUUUGCACCAGGGUGGAAAGGUACAUGCAAUGAGUCUAUUGACUGUGAAGAUACCACAAAUCAUAAUAUCCUCCAGGCAAGAAAUCGAAUAGAAGAAUUUUUCCGGAGCCAAGCAUAUAUUUUCAACCAUGAUCUAAAUAAAACUCUACCAGCCAUGCAUUUUGUGGAUCACAGUUUUCAAAUAGUACGUAUGGAUAGCUGUCGUCCAGGCUUUGGAAAAAAUGAAGGUCUACACAGCAAUUGCGCUACCUGUUGUGUGGUUUGUAGUCCUGGGACUUUUAGUCCUGAUGUUGAUGUUACAUGUCAGACCUGCAUUUCCGUCCAAAUCUAUGGAGCUAAAUCAUGCCAGUGAAUUUCAACAUGAAGACUAGGGGUGAAAGCAUCAUUACUUGCUUGUGGAGGUGGAAGACGUAAGAUGAUUUGUUCACAUCCCAAAGUGUCAUAGAUAUUUUCUUUAAGGAAGAUCAGUAAGACCAAAACAUUGGAAAAUGUACAUUGUAAAAACCAUAAAAAGAUAGUCAACAUGGUAUUUCUAAGAAGGCAUUUAAUCUCAGUGGAUGAUUUUUAAUGAAAUAUGUUUUGUUGCUUACAAACAAUCUUGUUUCUUUGUACCUAAAACUAUGUUAAGGUCAAGAAGAGUAGACAAGUAUAUAAUAAAAUUUUGUACUUUCCAUAUAUUAUUUUGUUUGAUAUCACUCAUGAUAUAAAGGCAUAUGUAUUACUUUUAUAAUUAGAACCAAAAAAGUUAUUUCUUUUAGUCUCUUUGCUUUUAGUCUAUUUAUUUUAGAAUAAUAGACUUUGUUUUUUAGUAUAGAGUUAGGGUUACAGAAAAAUUGAGCAGAUAUUACACAGAGUUCCAUAUACCCACUUCAGCCCACCCCCUCACCCCUCCCCGUUUCCCCUGUUAAUAACAUCUUGCAUUAGUGUGAUACAUUUGUUAUGAUUAAUGAACCAAUGUCGAUACAUUAUCAUCUAUAGUUUUAAUAGUUUAUAUUAAGGUUCAUUCUGUGUGUUGUACAGUUCUGUGGGUUUUGACAAGUACAUAUUGACAUGUGUCCACCCCUACAGUUUCACACAGAAUAGUUCCACCACCCUUAAAAUGCCCUCUGUUUAAUCUAUUCUUCUCUCUCUCUUACCCCACAGCCCUUGACAACCACUAAUCUUGUUACUGUCUCUACAGUUUUGCCUUUCCCAAAGUAAAUUAAACUUAGAACCAUACAGUAUGUAGACUUUCCAGACUGGCUUCUUUCACUUACCAGUCUUCAUUUAAGAUUCUUCCAUGUCACUGUAUGGCUUUGAUAUAUCAGUUUUUAUUGCUGACUAAUAUUCCAUAUCAUGGUGUAUAAAGGACAUCUUGAUUGCUUCAAGUUUUUGAUGAUUAUGAAUAAAAUUGCUAUAAAUAUUU
This is a messenger RNA of Capra hircus (goat), 2416 nucleotides long. RefSeq names its product zona pellucida binding protein 2 (gene ZPBP2). NCBI's taxonomy places the organism in Eukaryota, Metazoa, Chordata, Mammalia, Artiodactyla, Bovidae. The record is from RefSeq and is a predicted model, not a curated record. Gene Ontology annotation, cellular component: acrosomal vesicle; zona pellucida receptor complex; extracellular region. The transcript has 8 exons. Gene Ontology annotation, biological process: binding of sperm to zona pellucida; acrosome assembly. Bases 383 to 1363 code for a protein of 326 amino acids.